CACCAUGUUGUGGUGGUGGCGGGGGCCGGCGGCGGCUGGGCCAUGGCGGGCGGGCGGCGGGCGCGGGGUACCAGGAGAUGCUUCAGUGGUGAGACAUCUUUUACAAUGCAAGUUAGGCAUGAAAUUCAUCAACUAACAUCCCCUUCCUCACCCUGAUCUCCAACAGACUUCCUGUAACGCUUGGAAGAAAGGGUCAGGGGAGAAGGGCUGAAGGGCACCAUGAAGCUGAAGCAGCGAGUUGUGCUGUUGGCCAUCCUCCUCGUCAUCUUCAUUUUCACCAAGGUUUUCCUCAUCGACAACCUGGACACCUCUGCUGCCAACCGGGAGGACCAGCGCGCCUUCCAGCGGAUGCUGGCGGGGCUGCGCGUGGCGCUGGACCCGCGCCUGGAGCACACGCUGCAGUCGCCCUGGGAGAUCGCGGCGCAGUGGGUGGUGCCCCGCGAGGUGUACCCCGAGGACACCCCCGAGCUGGGGGCUGUCAUGCACGCCAUGACUACCAAGAAGAUCAUCAAAGCUGACGUGGGGUACAAAGGGACACAGCUGAAAGCUUUGCUGAUACUUGAAGGAGGACAGAAGGUUGUCUUCAAACCCAAGAGAUAUGCCAGGGAUUAUAUAGUGGAAGGAGAACCCUAUGCUGGCUACGACAGACACAACGCAGAGGUGGCAGCCUUUCACUUGGAUAGAAUCCUGGGUUUCCACCGAGCCCCGCUGGUGGUUGGCAGGUUUGUGAAUCUGCGCACAGAGAUCAAACCAGUGGCCACGGAGCAGCUCCUGGGCACCUUCAUGACUGUGGGCAAUAACACUUGCUUCUAUGGGAAGUGCUACUAUUGUCGGGAAACAGAGCCAGCCUGUGCAGAUGGGGACGUCAUGGAGGGCUCAGUGACCCUGUGGCUGCCGGACGUUUGGCCCCUGCAGAAGCACCGGCACCCCUGGGGCAGGACGUACCGGGAGGGCAAACUCGCCAGGUGGGAGUAUGACGAGAGCUACUGCGACGCCGUGAAGAAAACGUCCCCGUACGACUCGGGCCCGCGCCUGCUCGACAUCAUCGACACGGCCAUCUUCGACUACUUGAUCGGCAACGCCGACCGGCACCACUACGAGAGCUUCCAGGACGAUGAGGGAGCCAGUAUGCUCAUCCUGCUGGACAAUGCCAAAAGCUUUGGAAACCCUGCCCUGGAUGAAAGAAGCAUCUUGGCUCCUCUCUAUCAGUGCUGCAUCAUCCGGGUUUCUACCUGGAACAGGCUGAAUUACCUGAAGAACGGAGUCCUGAAGUCUGCCUUAAAAACUGCCAUGUCGCAUGACCCCAUCUCACCCGUGCUCUCCGACCCUCACCUGGACGCCCUGGACCAGCGGCUCCUCAGCAUCCUGGCUACAGUGAAGCAGUGCACAGACCAGUUUGGGCCAGAUGCUGUGCUGGUGGAAGACAGGAUGACUCUGUCUCACUUGUAAUUGUAGCGGAACACGAGAUGAAACUCCUUUUUUUAAAAACAAACAAACAAAAAAGCGAUAGAAAAACAGCACAAUCAGUUCAGAAGGGCUGUGGCCAAGAUGGACUGACAUGAACAGGAAAGCUCCCGAGCCAGAGGAAGGGAGGUGACACUGGCUUUUUCCUCGGGCUGGCACAGUGAGAGGUGGGAAGGGCCUCGGAUGGCUGAGCCCGCAGUGGAUGGUGGCCGCUGUGGCGUGUCCGUUGCCGGCAGUGGGCAUCGCGCUGGAUACAAGCGGCUGCCGGUGCUGGUGCGGCCGUGCGCGGCACACACGCUCCUCUGGGGACUGAAUCCGGAGGGGACACACAGAUGAACAGGACAGUCCUCUCCCCUUCUCUUCCCCCUGCACUCUGGCGAGUUUGUCUGAUUCAGGGUUGUACACAAUCAGCUCUGAGCUGGUUGGGCAUUUUAUUGCUUCUCUAGAGAACGAGCAAGGGGCGAAUAAAAUAACCAUUAGACUGAAGAGUUGUGCCACCACCCCCCGGGCUGGGAUGUUCUUCUGGUUGUCUGAGGGGUGGGAGAGGGGACCUCUGCUGCUCACUUGGCUUUUCCUUGAUAAAAGGCCAGGAAAGGGGGUUGCCUCGUGUGUGAUAAUGCUUCAGUGUUUUUGCUGAAGUCCUAUCAAAGAUUUAUCCACAGGGUUGGAGAUUUAGGAGAGGACAGGGUGGUUAUACAGCACUUGAUAAUUAAGGGGUUAUAGUAAGUUUCCAUGUGUCUUGUCACUUGUUUCUUAAGGAAUCUGGCAAGGUCUGAGUAGAGAAAAUACCCUUGCAGUCCUGUGUCCAUUAUAACCAAAUUUUCAUUGUCUUGUAGCUGAGGAGGACAGGCUGUGUCCUUGGAAGCAGUUCUGUGUAGCGAGGUCAGGCUGCCUUACUGUGAGCCUUAAGUGCUGUGGAGCCUCUGGGCACGUGGGACUGGGGGAAGAGGUGUUUGCUGGACUUCCCCAGUUACCAGCAGUAACCUGACGUGUGCAGACAACCCUGAGCUGUGGUCUGUCUUCUUCAUCUCACCUGAGCUUCCUGCUGCUCCCCGUGCCCACAGCUCAGCACUGCUGCUCUUGGAACACCGGUGUUUGGGUCCCACGUUCACCUGGUCUGGCUGUGGCUGAGCUCAGAAGUUGUGCCCACUUCCAGGAGGUUUUCUGCCUUCCCCAGCUGCUUCCUGCAACCACCACAGCGGUGUUCUGCCUGGGAUGGUCAUCCUGGGCUCCUCACUAAUGCUUUUGCCAUGGAUAGAGAAGAGUUGGCUUUUCAGGGCAGGCUUGCAGCGCUCAUCUUGUGCUAGUCCUGUUGUCCUUCAGCACUGCAGCCUGUGCUGCCAAUGAGCUUGUGUCAUAAAACUGAUCACCUUGGGGCAGGUCUCAGUUUGUGUCUCCAGAAGAGAAGCAGCUUCAUGACUAUUUCCAAAUUGAACAGCUUUGCAUCAGCGUUCAGCCGGCAUGGUCCCUAAUGUAAGGAAAGAGCUCCCUUCCCAAAGUGAUUACAGGUUACUGGACUUCAGAGCAAGAGCACCAAAAUGUCAGUUUGAGCCUUUUGCCUUGGUUUUCCUGUCAGGAUUUCUCUAACUGCAGUGUGGCAGGCAGGUAAAGCUGUUUUUGCACCUUGGCCACACCUGAUCCAGGAGGUGUCAGGGAGAGAGUUUAUCUGAAAAAUGCAGGUAUUGGUUUAUUUUGGUGAAGUCUUUUUCUCAUUGCAUGAGCAGAGUAUCUUGAAAGUAGAAUGUGGCUGUUUACCUGAGACUGAAUUUUAUGUUACUCUUGCUCUCUUCUGGACUUGGCCACGUCACAGAUGCGCCCCAGAGCAAUGAGGUGAUGGGAUCUGGAGUUACUUGCUGGAGUUCCUAGUCAGGAUGGUGACACACAGGCAGCUUUGAGGACACUGUGGAGCUCGUGCUUCUAUCACUUGAUAACAGAACAUGCUUUAGAAGCUGUGGGUGGUGCCUGUGGGGCAGGAGCAAGUGCUGGUUUAAACUGUUUCCCAGGAAAUUUCAGAUGAUUUACCCAAAGGGGAGAUGGUGAAGCACAUGGUGGUGGCUUGUAGCAUUUCUAAAAGCAUACUCUUCUCUGAGCUUAAUCAUGAGCUCUCAAUAUUUUGGGAGGGAUCUACCAAAAUUUAAUUUUUGAUUUCUGUAUGAUUGCUCUUGGUAUUUACAGUUGAUUUAAUAAUGAGUUCAAAAAAAGGUCCUUCAGUCUUUGAAACUAAAUUAGUGUUGAGGACUUACGUGUUGCUCUAAGUUAAAGCUUUUGCUGUCAGAUGGGACCUGGGGAUAAGUUUUUCCCCAGUAUAAAGGUCAAAGAUAUAAAGCAGGGUAUUGGUUUAUUUUGGUUUACUUGUGGUCAAAGGGCAUGAAGUCCAGCAUUAUCAGUUCAAGGAAGCAAGAAAUGGUCAUUUUUUGGAGUUGGUUUUUUAUUUGUGAUAUUGAUGCUUCUGGUUGCUGUAAACAUUACUGGAGGUUGGUGUUCUGCAGCAGGAAAGCAAAAUAAAUUCCUCUCUUAAACCAAAAUAAGGAAGAUCUGGUUUUGGCCUUGUGACAAUUUCUGCCCUUUUGGCAGUGAUGGUUGUUUUGCUUGAAUACAGAACCGCGAGAGAUUUUAAAUUGUAACCAUUGCAAAGGAAAUGAGGAGCAGCAUUCACGUGCCAACAGGGUCUGCUUGAACCUCUGAAAAAUAACACUGUUUGCAAGGCAGAUGCUCUGUCGAGGAGGCUUUUGUGACACCUUCUGAUCCUUGUUCACUGUGCACGUGUCACCCGCUGGCCCCAGAUGUUACACACUGGUGGUGUCGAGGUCAUCAGUGAGAUCAGAGCGCUGGAAGCACAGAAGUCAAGAACUAGUUAAAGAGAGCCUCAUCAGCCAUCUGCUAUUUACCUCCUCCUGCCUGAGUCAGCCAUCGGGGGGAGGAGACACUCGAAUCAGCUCCCCUUCCAGCAGCUGAUGAACUGGAGUGUGUCUUGCCAAACAAACUUCAACUCAGAAGUACUAAUUUAUUAAGAAGGUAAUUUAUUUACAGCAGCAGCUGGAGCAAGAUGCUGGGAACAGACUCCCCCUCUAGGAUCUGCCAGAGGAGGCCCCUGGGAGCUGCUGCACAAAUGGAGUUGCUAAUAAGCAAACAGAAUGCAAUCAUGACUUUCUACUCCUAUCCCCCGGGGUCAGAUCCCACAUAAAGCAACAUUGUGUGAAUAAAGAUUUUAAUAAAGCAGCAUUGAUGGAUUGCUUAA
Molecule: messenger RNA, 4702 nt
Organism: Corvus hawaiiensis (hawaiian crow)
Lineage: Eukaryota; Metazoa; Chordata; Aves; Passeriformes; Corvidae
Gene: FAM20B
Product: FAM20B glycosaminoglycan xylosylkinase
Exons: 8
Coding region: 220-1449 (409 amino acids)
Biological process (GO): protein phosphorylation
Cellular component (GO): Golgi apparatus
Molecular function (GO): phosphotransferase activity, alcohol group as acceptor
Source: RefSeq, a predicted model, not a curated record